Molecule: messenger RNA, 3057 nt
Organism: Cooperia oncophora
Lineage: Eukaryota; Metazoa; Nematoda; Chromadorea; Rhabditida; Trichostrongylidae
Source: the annotation of a GenBank genome assembly
AUGAGGGCGAAGAAGUCAAGGAGAAAACGCCCAUCAAGGACUCAUCUGAGAUGGUGGUGGCAUGCUCGAUGGUUUCGAGAUUCCUGUGCUACUUCCUGUCGAACUGCACAAAAUCAGAAGGCCAUGUUCGAACAUCUAUCAUUUUUGCUCGACAACGCCACGAUGCUGUUAGCCAGGCCAAGCUUGAGGGGUUCCGUUCCUCUCGAUGUCGCUUACUCGUCAUUCAUGGAUAACAAUGAGCUAGCACUUGCUCUGAAGGAGGAAGAGUUGGAUAAGGUCACCGUCUACUUGUCAAGAUGUGGACUACAACCAAACUCGGAAAUGAUCGCUAAAGGCUAUCCGGACAUCGGAUGGGAUCCUGUGGAGGGAGAGCGGUACAUCGAUUUCCUCCGGUUCUGUGUAUGGAUUAACGGCGAGAAUGUCGAAGAGAACGCUAAUCUGGUGAUUCGCUUGCUCAUUCGUCGUCCGGAAUGCCUUGGUGUAGCUCUAAAAGGAGAGGGCCAGGGUCUAUUCGCAGCAUUCAAGGAAGCAAUUGCUUUGUCCGAGGAUAUUCGGGUACUCGAAGAGGAGGGUGAUGCAGCUCCAAUGCUGAAAUGUGGACUUCUCGGAGAUUCACCGUCGUAUCCAUCGAAAGAGGGCGAAGGCGAGGAUUACAUGGACUUGGGAGCGGCAACUUUGGACUUCUACUCAUCUUUAGUGGACCUUUUGGCUAAAUGCGCUCCGGAUCGAAUGGCCAUACAGGCUGGUAAGGGUGAUUCCCUUCGAGCUCGCGCCAUUCUUCGCUCACUGAUUUCGUUGGACGACCUUGGACAGAUUCUGAGCCUUAGGUUCACGAUUCCGAACCUUGCAAUGGCUGAUAGUGAUAUUCGUCGUCGCUCGUUCGCCAAUUCACACCAACACAAUGUGAACAUUACGCAUUCGUUCGCGAAAGUCGCCACCGAAGUGAAAGCGAAUCGCAAUCGUUUACAGUCAAUGCAGUACGAGGCUAAGCUAUCACAGCUUCGCGAGGAAGAACCCGACAACGGAAACGAUGAAAAUGAGUCGCAAUCGGAUUAUGGUUCCGUAAAGAGUCACCUGGAUGAUGACACAAAAGAAAACGAAUCUCCGACACCAAAAGUGUCGUCAUCGUCUCCACCGAUCAUGAUGAUCAUCGGAAAGAAGCGGGAUCCUGCGUCUAAUGGUCCACUGCCUGGUCUUCUACCCAAUCACAAAGGAUCCGUUUUACUGUUUCUCGAUCGGGUAUACGGUAUUGAUUCGCAGGAUAUGCUGUUCCACUUCCUUGAGCAGAGUUUCCUACCGGAUCUGCGAGCCUCUACAAUGAUGGAUUCGCCCCGCGCCCUAGAGUCGGACACAGCGUUGGCACUGAAUCGUUACCUUUGCAACGCUGUACUGCCACUGCUUACAAAUCAUUCGCAUUUCUUUGCCGACGCCGAACACCAUGCUGCUCUUCUUGAUGCAACUCUGCAUACGGUAUAUCGAAUGAAUCGACUAAAAUCACUGACGAAGAAUCAACGUGACGCUGUUUCCGAUUUCUUGGUGGCGAUCACACGGGAACUGCCACCAGGAAUGAUGGUCAAACUGUUACGAAAAGUCAUUGUCGAUAUACAACAAAUGAGCGACAUGAACGUGCUGGUCCCACUGCGGGUCAUUGUCGAUAUACAACAAAUGAGCGACAUGAACGUGCUGGUCCCACUGCGGUUGAUGACACUGCACUAUGAACGCACUAACAAGUACUACGGUAGUGGUAACCAGUACGGUGUAGCAACCGAAGUGGAAAAGCGCUUGUCAAUGCUUCUGUUCUACGCGAUCUUCGAUUCACUUGGAAGCCGGCCAUAUGAUCCAGAAUUGUUUGGAAAGGCUCUACCAUGCCUAACAGCGAUCGGUUCGGCCAUCUCUCCCGACUACACCCUUACUACUGGUGGUGAUGACGCCGCAAAGCUAAAGGAAAUUAUGGAAGAUGGCGGUUGGGUACCAAGGCCUGUCGACGUAUCUCGCAUCGACCUACCAAGGGAUUUGCAGUCGAUGACGGAAGCAUUCGCUGAGCAUUUCCAUGAUUCAUGGGCAAGUCGAAAGCUCGAGAAGGGAUGGGUUCACGGUGAUUUGUACUCGCGCCAGAACCUCACCCAUCCACGAUUGAAGCCGUAUAGUCAGCUGAAAGAAUUUGAGAAAGCAUUCUACAAAGACCGAUGUGCGGAGUGUUUGAAAGCGCUUUUGGCUUGGAACUAUACAUUCGAACUGACCGAUCGGGAUGCUGCAGAUCGAGCGGCCAGUGCUCGAACGCCUUCAGGCACUUCUAUCCAGAACUUUGCCCCUAAACCAGUGGACCUUUCAAGUAUGACGCUAGAAAAGGAUAUGGUAGCGGCUGGUGAGAAAAUGGCAGAACAUUCGCACCUGAUUUGGGCCAAAAAGGUAUGGAACGACCUCAAUACAAAGGGUGGAUUUCUGCCAACGACGCUGGUACCAUGGGAUUUGUUGACCGAUUUCGAAAGGCGUAAGGAUCGUUUCCGAGCUACUGAGAUUCUGAAAUUUGUGCAGUACCACGGAUAUCACGUAGAGAGAUUUGCAUAUAACCUUCUCGAAAAACUCAUUCAAUAUUUGGAACAAGCAAGUCUCAAGAUGAAAUCGGUAAAGCCGAGUCAGGAGCUGACCAGAAGAAAUACGUUCAGAAAGGAGGGGCAGGAUGUGAAGUUCUUUGAAAAGGUUGUCUCCCGCUUAUGCAUGCUUACUUCAAUGCACAUAAAAAUUACUUCCUCGAAGGCUCUACCAUUGUGCAAACGGGCACAGCCAGCAACAGAGAAAAGGAGAUGCUUGUUCUGUCGUCUGGCUGCACUGCUUCGAAUUAAAAAUCGUGCAUUCGGAAGUGUAGCGAAAAUUACAGUGAAGUGCCUGCAGGGAUUGACUCAAGCAUUGGAUCUGAGGACAUUGGUGAAGACGAAUUCGGACAUCAUUCGCACAUCUCUGUUGACCUUUUUCAACAAUUGUGCUGACGACCUGUUCGCGGCCGUGAAAGAGCUAAAGGAUAAUGGCAAUACUCUCUCAUCCGAGGUCAGAAUCUAA